Messenger RNA from Polistes dominula (European paper wasp), 4290 nucleotides. RefSeq lists its product as uncharacterized. The record is from RefSeq and is a predicted model, not a curated record. NCBI's taxonomy places the organism in Eukaryota, Metazoa, Arthropoda, Insecta, Hymenoptera, Vespidae.
AGCGUAUGUAAAUUUCAGUCUUAUUUAGAUCGCAGUUCAUUCAACAUGAAACGAUCUCUGAUCAUAGCGAUUUUAAUCGCAUUUCAUACAAUUGUUGAUACCUGGGCAUACGAUGGAGUCAAGGGUGGACAUCGUCCUCGUUAUCCAACAAGCGCUAAUCAGUACGGUGGGCACAACAAUAGUGUGCUUUGCUACAAGACCGUACCAUACGAUCAUGCAUUAGCUCAUAACGCGAGCAGCGGAGUACCUUACAAUACGAUUCCCUUACCUCAAGACAAUUAUGAUGGUAAUCACGGAUUCAUAACGAUCUUAGAUUGUUGCGAGGGUUACAAGCGUAACAUUACCAAUGGUAACUGUGAUUUUCACUGCGAGCAAGGCUGUUUUGGUGGCGAAUGUACUGGACCAAAUCAAUGUACCUGCAAGCCUGGCUGGUUUCCGUCAAACGGGGUCUGUAUGCCCAUGUGCCAGCAACAAUGUCAAAAGGAUGCUUACUGUUUCUCCCCGAACGUUUGCGCAUGUAAAUUGGGCUACGACGAGGUUAACGGUGAAUGUAAGCCAAUCUGUCCAGGUGGCUGCAAAAAUGGCGACUGUAUCGCACCGCGCGUUUGCAGAUGCAGGUCUGGUUACGUAUUGAAUGAUCGUCAGGAAUGUGUCGCUGUUUGCGAAGGUGGCUGCCCCCAUGGCGAAUGUACCGCCCCCGGUAUUUGUACUUGUUACGAAGGAUAUACCAAUCCACCAAAUGAACGAGAAUCUUGCAUCCCUUACUGCCAAAAUAAUUGCAACGGUGGUCAAUGUAUCUCACCCGGUGUCUGCAAUUGUAUUCAAGGUUACGAGCGUAAUCCAAACGGUGGAUGUUCACCGGAUCCCGCUUCGAAUCAAUGUAGAUACGGUUGCGGUGAGCACGGCGUUUGCAUAGGUCUCAAUCGUUGUCGAUGCGAGGCCGGAUACAAAUCAGAACCAGACACGGGUAGAUGUAUACCAGAUAAAAGAUCAGAUCAACCACCCUAUGGACAACCAGGAAACCAACCACCUUAUGGACGACCAGUCGAUCAACCACUCUAUGGACAACAAGCUAACCAACCACCUUAUGUACGACCAGUUGACCAACCACCUUAUGGACGACCAGUUGACCAACCACCUUAUGGACGACCAGUUGAUCAACCACCCUACGGACAAACAGGAAAUCAACCACCUUAUGUACGACCAGUCGACCAACAACCCUACGGACAAACUGGAAAUCAACCACCUUAUGUACGACCAGUUGACCAACCAUCCUACGGACAACCAGGAAACCAACCACCCUAUGGACAACAAGGAAACCAACCACCCUAUGGACAACAAGGAAACCAACCACCCUAUGGACNAGGAAACCAACCACCCUAUGGACAACAAGGAAACCAACCACCCUAUGGACAACAAGGAAACCAACCACCCUAUGGACGACCAGGCGACUUACAGACUGGUAACCAAUAUGAACCCAUCUGCGAUUUACCCUGCUUGAAUGGCGAUUGCACCGGUCUCAAUCAGUGCACAUGCAAACACGGUUACACAUUCGACCAGAAUGAUCACACAAGAACAAGAUGUGUGCCCGUUUGCGCUGGUGGUUGUUCCAACGGAGUCUGCACGGCGCCAAAUCGUUGCAUCUGCAACCCAGGCUACAAAAAAGAUCUCGGUGUCAAAGGCAGACAAAGAUGCAUACCGAGUUAUAAAUCCACGGAAAUCAUGAAAUCGUUUUUUUACAUUUUUGUUUAUAUAUUCAUCUUGAAAAUUAAAUUUUCUUUAACAGAAUCUGAUUUUUUGGAAACAGGAUAUUGCAGUAAAUUAGUCAGUUUUAGAGAUUCACGACGUGUUUCAUACCUUGAAAGUUAUCGAGAAAAAAAAUGGGGAAUCUUUUAUAAAACAAAGUAUCGAUAUAACUAUAGAACCGAGUAUUUCACGAAUUAUAAAACAGAGAAAACAUGUUGUUAUCAAUAUAAAGAACUGUACGGAGCAUGUAUACCCAAAUGCAUUAUUCCUUGUGGCCAAGGUGAAUGUAUAAGUCCUAAUGUCUGCAACUGUUACAAUGGAUACAUACCAUUAUCCUUUAAUAAUACUGUUUGCACACCUGUUUGCAAGCAUUCCUGCGUGCAUGGUUAUUGUUCGAAACCUAACACUUGCACUUGUGAUUCCGGUUAUCAAAUGAAGUCAGACGGAUUUACUUGUGAACCAGUUUGCAAUCCUAAAUGUAAUUCGGCAACUAGUUUCUGUUCAAAACCAAAUACCUGCACUUGCAAAGAAGGAUAUAAGCGAAUCAACGAUAAGACUUGUGAGCCUAUAUGCAACGUACCGUGUAAAAAUGGUAUUUGCACUGCACCUGACACCUGCACCUGCAAUAGGGGAUACUAUUCCGAUCUUUAUAAUAAGUUUACAUGCAAACCGGUAUGCGACAAAUGUGUAGAUGGAACUUGUACUGCACCGGGUAUUUGUACCUGCCGUAAAGGCUAUUCUUUAACUAAGGAAGGGCAUUGCAAGCCAGUUUGUAAUAAGCCUUGUCAUAUGGGUACUUGUAUCGCACCUGAAACUUGUAUGUGCCACGAUGGUUAUGGUUUCCUUAGUAAUUCGACAAAUAUAUGCGAACCGAUUUGUCCAAAAGCGUGUAUUAAUGGCUUCUGCACACAUCCUAAUGUUUGCAAAUGUCACGAAGGUUAUUAUGUAACAGGCGAUGAGACUAGCUUGCACAUUUGUAUGCCUCGUUGUGAACACCCGUGCGAACCGAACGGAAAAUGCACCGCCCCUAAUGUUUGUACCUGUCAUGAGGGAUAUUCGCUCGACGAUAAUGGAACUGUUUAUUUUAAGGAUGAAUCAGUUUGCAGACCUAUCUGCGAAAAGAUAUGCAUUAAUGGAUUUUGUACGGGACCGAAUUUCUGUAGCUGUUUGUUGGGAUACGAACAUUCAGAUGUAAAUAACGUUUGUAAACCAUUUUGUGAACCUUCUUGUUGGCCUCAUAGCAGUUGCACAGCACCAAACAACUGCACUUGUGACAGAGGAUACAAGUUAACGAAGAAAGAAGUUAAUAAAACUCACAUUCAAAGUUGUGAACCAAUUUGUAAAAAAGAAUGCAUUAACGGAUUUUGCAGCGCACCUGAUGAAUGUAGCUGUCAUAAAGGCUACGGAAAACUGAACAAAGCCUUACACAAUGUAUGCAAUCCAAUCUGCGAACCUUCUUGUUGGUCGCAUAGCAGCUGCACAGCGCCAAACGAAUGCACUUGCGACGAAGGUUAUAUUAUGGUUAAAAACGAAGACAAUUCAUUUCAGUGCAAACCGAAUUGCCAGCCUGCUUGUCCUCCAAAUAGCAUUUGCGAAAGCCCAGAACUUUGUCUCUGCGAAGAAGGUUAUCGGUCUAACGGCGGCAAUGAUUUUAUGAAUUGUGAACCGAUCUGCACAUUCGAUUGUCAAAAUGGUAAUUGUUCGUCGCCGGAUACCUGUAGCUGUGAUCCGGGUUACAUCAACAACGAAAACGGCUCAUGCGUUGCUUAUUGCACGGUCGACUGCGGUAAUGGAACUUGCUCAGAUCCGGAAGUUUGUACCUGCGACGAUGGUUACGUAUCGACGUACGAAAAUCAAACUUGCGAACCAUAUUGUAAAAAUGGUUGCAACAAUGGCGAGUGCGUAGCACCAGACGAUUGUCAAUGUAACGAAGGUUUUAUAAAGAACGGCAACGAUACCGAUUCGAUUUGCAUUAACGCUUGCAAGGAUGCUUGCAACGACAAAGGUGUUUGUCUCGAUGACCAAGGUAAUUGCGAUUGUUUUUUCGGAUGGGAAGGAAUCGCCUGCGAAAAGGCAACCUUUUGUGUCGUUGUCAUAUCAGAGGAAUUUCAAAUAUACGAAACAUUAUCAAUUAUUAAAGAAGAAAAUGAUUCAAUCGUAUUUGUGAAUAAAACUAAUCCAACGUGCCAGCAAUGUUUAAAUGAAGUAAAUAAUGAAACAAUUUGUUAUGAAUUUCCAUUCAAUUUCUACGAGGAACAAAAUUAUUCAACAAUAUGUCUCGUCAACGCAAGCUCAUUGUGUUACACAAGUUACAGUACCACGAAAGAUGUUACGAAAGUUUUCGCUACCAGCGGAGGAAUAAUUGUUUUAAUUAUAAUAAUCAUUGUGAUCGCCAUUACUUGGUAUAAGUUUAAAAGGCAAAGUAAUAGUAUGAACAUUUCUUAUGAACAUUCUCAGGAAAUGUGAAAAAUAAUUUAUAAACAAUAAUUUGUACAAAGUACUUAAGUUAAAGAGAAUACUUAUUUGAAAUAAUUUUUUAUCACA